This is a messenger RNA of Juglans microcarpa x Juglans regia, 1089 nucleotides long. RefSeq names its product GDSL esterase/lipase At2g31550-like. NCBI's taxonomy places the organism in Eukaryota, Viridiplantae, Streptophyta, Magnoliopsida, Fagales, Juglandaceae. Bases 1 to 1089 code for a protein of 362 amino acids. The transcript has 3 exons. The record is from RefSeq and is a predicted model, not a curated record. Gene Ontology annotation, molecular function: hydrolase activity, acting on ester bonds.
AUGAAACUCUUGUCAGCUUCUUCUAUCUUCAUCAUAUUCCUAGAGGUUCUAACCAUCAUCGGCAACACAUGCAGAGCCUCAACCCCACCAAAAUUCCCAGCCAUUCUAAUCUUUGGUGAUUCGACGGUGGAUACGGGUAAUAACAACUAUGUUGUCACCCUUUUCAGGGGGAACCAUUACCCAUAUGGUCAAGACUUUCCCAAUCAUGUUCCCACAGGGAGGUUUUCUAAUGGAAAACUCAUUCCUGACUCGGUGGCAAGCUUCCUAGGGAUCAAGGAGAAUGUUCCUCCCUAUCUAGAUCCAAACCUAUCGAAUGAUGAACUCCGCACCGGUGUUUGUUUUGCAUCGGCUGGAUCAGGGUACGAUGAUCUAACAAGUGCUGCAUCUGGGGUCAUCCCAGUGUCAAGGCAGAUUGAUUACUUCAGAAAUUAUAUUGAAAGACUUAAAGGGUUUGCAGGUGAAGCCGAAGCUAUGAAGAUAAUUAGUGGUUCUUUAGUCAUGAUUAGUGCGGGAACUAAUGACUUUGGUUUCAACUUCUAUGAUAUACCCACAAGGAGGCACCAGUUCAGCAUCAGUCAGUACCAGGAUUUUCUGCAGCAAAGAAUUCAAAAGUUUGUGCAGGAACUGUACCAGCUGGGAUUGCGUAUAAUGGUUAUAGCUGGGCUUCCUCCAAUUGGUUGUCUGCCCGUUCAAAUAACUGCAAAAUUUGGGAAUCCCCAUGAUAGAACAUGCUUGCAAGAACAGAAUUCAGAUGCUCAAUCUUACAAUCAGAAGCUCGCAAAACUGUUACCUAAGUUGCAGGAAUCACUUCCGGGAAGCAGAAUCGUCUAUGCGGACAUAUAUAAGCCGCUGAUCGACAUGAUCAACAAUCCACAAAAAUAUGGCUUUGUGGAAACAAACAGAGGGUGCUGUGGAACUGGGUUUGUGGAAGCGGGUCCACUAUGUAAUCACAAAUCUCUAAUGUGUGCAAAUGAUUCCCAAUUCUUGUUUUGGGACUGCAUUCAUCCGAGCCAAGCGGCAUACCAGUAUAUCCAAAAGUACCUAGAGGAUACAGUCCUUCCCGGCCUAACAAAUUAUCAGAGCCCUUGA